CAUUUAUUAUUCCUAUCACGAAUUACAGUGUACAUUAGGCUAUGUUGAAAAGUAAUCGUAAAUAAUUAUCUAAGUGAAAAGUACUAACGAAGUGUUUUGUUCUAACAAUGGAAUUAAUAAGUAAAUUUAGGAGCACAUUUUGGUCAACUGAUAUUUGGUUACCGCCGAAUAUAACUUGGGAAGACAUUGCUCCCGGUUCUCGUCCAGAUAUAAGUCAUGCUGAUUACAGACAUCUUAUAUGGCCUCUACCUUUGGCCCUUCUAGUCAUGUUAACACGAUAUUCACUUGAAAGAUUUUGGAUAUCCCCCAUUGGAAAAUCACUUGGCAUUAGGAGCACACGAUCAAAAAAGGCACCAAAUAUUCCACUAUUAGAAAAGGCAUAUGAGAAGUCGAUUCGUCUGGAUCAUAAAAAGGUAGUUUCAUUGUCAAAGCAAUUGGAUUUGACAGAGCGUCAAAUUGAACGUUGGUGGCGAUUAAGAAGAGCUCAAGACAAACCAUCAACUUUAACGAAAUUCUGUGAAAAUACGUGGAGAUGUAUAUAUUACACAUAUAGCUUUAUAUUUGGCGUUAUUGUGUUGUGGGACAAACCAUGGUUCUGGGAUGUUAAAAGCUGUUGGUAUGGAUAUCCACAUCAGUCAGUUUCCAGUGAUAUUUGGUGGUACUAUAUGAUAUCAAUGGCAUUUUAUUGGUCACUUACUGUUACUCAAUUUGUUGAUGUAAAACGGAAAGAUUUUUGGCAAAUGUUUAUUCACCACAUGGUUACGCUUCUUCUUAUGUCAUUAAGUUGGAUUUGUAACUUACAUCGCGUUGGAUCUUUAGUGCUAGUGAUCCAUGAUUGUGCUGAUAUUUUCUUGGAGGCAGCGAAAUUGACGAAAUAUGCAAACUAUCAGAAAUUAUGUGAUAUAAUUUUUGGAAUAUUUACCGUAAUUUGGAUAAUUACCAGGCUCGGAUUUUACCCGCGAAUAAUAUACAGCUCAUCUGUGGAAGCACCUAGUAUUCUUCCAAUGUUCCCUGCUUAUUAUAUAUUUAACAGCUUGCUUAUUAUGUUGUUAAUUCUUCAUAUUGUUUGGACAUAUAUGAUACUUAAAAUUGUGGUCGACUCACUUCAAAAGGGAUUGAUGUCGGGAGACAUUAGAUCCAGUGAUAGCGAUGAUGUUUCUGAAAGUUCUGAAAGUCAUACAUUAAAUAACGGCAACUUAACUGGAACACAAAUUAAUGAUGUUAAAAAAAAGGAUAUCAGUACCAAAAAUAAUUAAAUAUUUUGUUAAAAUAGUACCAAAUCAGUUCAUUGUUUUUAUAGUUAUACAAGUAUUAUAAUUUAAAAUACUUUUACAUUUCAAUUAUAAAAAAAUGUACAUUUAUUUUGUAAUAAAUUUAAAUUAAAUUUAAAUAUAUAAUUGUAAUAGCAGCAUUAGUCUGACUGCUUCGUUCUAUAACGAA
This is a messenger RNA of Calliphora vicina (urban bluebottle blowfly), 1440 nucleotides long. RefSeq names its product schlank (gene schlank). The record is from RefSeq and is a predicted model, not a curated record. Gene Ontology annotation, cellular component: membrane. The coding region runs from base 108 to 1256 and encodes 382 amino acids. NCBI's taxonomy places the organism in Eukaryota, Metazoa, Arthropoda, Insecta, Diptera, Calliphoridae. The transcript is spliced from 7 exons. Gene Ontology annotation, biological process: ceramide biosynthetic process. Gene Ontology annotation, molecular function: sphingosine N-acyltransferase activity; DNA binding.